AGGGCUUUCUCGGGUGUUUCCGCCGUUGACCGUUGCAGAUUCGCUGGGGGAAAGGGCGAUCGGCUCCAGUCCUCCAAGGCCAGCCUCUUUAGAGAGCCAAGAGACCCCAAUCAAUCCAAGUCUCUGUAUCUUCAGCGGAGCCCAGGGAGAAGAUGGAGUCAAGAAGCCCGACGGGAACCAGCCCUUGUGGUGGUCAGACGGAAGAGUUUGAUCAAAGGACCAGGCAGAAGUUCCUAGAAGAAGACAACCUCUCUUGGGAGAUUCACCAGCAGAAUUUCAGACGAUUCUGCUACCAGGAGUCAGAGGGACCCUGAAGAGUUUGCAGCCGCCUCCAUCGCCUUUGUCACCAGUGGUUAAAACCAGACAGGAACACCAAGGCUCAGAUGCUGGACCUGGUGCUCCUGGAGCAGUUUCUGGCCAUCCUUCCCCUGGAGAUUGCCAGCUGGGUGAGGGAAUGUGGAGUGGAAACCAGCUCCCAGGCGGUGGCCUUGGCCGAAGGCCUUCUGCUGAGCCCGAUAGACGGCAAAGAAAGGGAGGUUCAAGUCCCACCAGGCCCAAGGUUGACUCAGCCUUCCAUUCUUUAUAAGGAAAGCUCUAUCAAGGUGGAUCCACAAGGUGCAAACGCGAGGAUGGAUUCCUCAGAUUCUUUUCGGGGGUUACUUUUCGAAGGAAUCUCCCAGGAAAACGACAUUCUUGACAUCUUAGCAGGAUAUGGUCCAUCACCACUGGACCUUGUUGAAAUGUUUUCUUUUUCUGAGGAAGAAGACAUACUCCCUUCAACUCAGGGUGCUGUGUCCUUCCAGGAUGUGGUGGUGUGUUUCUCCAAGGAGGAGUGGGCUCUGCUGGAUUCCACCCAAAAGUCCCUCCACGGGGAAGUCAUGCAGGAGAACUCUAGACACGUGGCGUCUCUGGAAGCAGAUGAGAACAGUGAGAAUUGCCAGGUGCUGGAUACGAUUUUGCAACCAACCAGGGCCGAAGUGGGAAAUGAGAUUUUUGAGAACCGCCGGAGAUCAGGAACAUUUGGGGAAAAGAAGUCAACAUCUAGGAAGAAGAAAUCACCUACUUCCCACCGUGCUGAAGUCCACGAAUUCCUGACUCAAGGGAAUCACACUGGAAACCAAAAGAGGAAUUCCCUACCCCAUGGGGAAAUCCCCGGGGAUCAAUCCGAGAAAUGUAAUCAUUCCAAAACUAAAAUUAAAGGCAACCAGUGCAAGUGCAGACCGCCGCAGCGAACCUAUUCCAGCCAAAGCUUUGCUUUGACUUCAUGUCAACAAACCCACCCAAGGGCUACAGAUAAACCCGAGACAUUCAAAGGGCGUGGAAAGAGCAGUAGGAACAGUAGCGCCCGUAAAAGGCUCCACCCAAGAGAAAAACCGUGGAACUGUGCCGAGUGUGGAAAGAGUUUCAGGUGGACAAGUGAACUCACCUCUCAUGUGAGAAUCCAUACGGGGGAGAAGCCAUUUCCAUGCGCGACAUGCGGAAAGAGGUUUAGAUUGAACAGUGACCUUACCCUACACAAAAGAGUCCAUACCGUGGAGAAACCGUACAAAUGUCUGCAGUGUGGGAAGAGCUUCAGCAACAGCCGCAACCUGACUUUUCACACAAGGAGGCACAUGGGAGAGAAGCCCUACCAGUGUACGGAGUGUGGGAAGAGCUUCAAUUCGAGCGGAUCCCUGGCUUCGCACAACCAGAUCCACACAGGAGAAAAACCGUAUGCAUGUACAGAGUGCAGCAAGAGUUUUAGCGUCCGCAGUGCUCUCUCGAGUCAUAAAAGGGUCCAUUCAGAGGAGAAACCCUAUCAAUGCACGGAAUGCGAAAAGAGCUUCCGAUGGAAAAGUCAGCUAAGAUCUCAUCAAAGUAUUCACAUGUGGGAGAAUUUGUAUAAAUCCACAGAGAGUGGAAAGACCUUCGGUUUCGGCAGUGACCUUUCUUCCCAUUCGGGCAAAAUUCCACAUAUAUGUACCGUGUGUGGACAGGGUUUUAUUGACAGCGAUGCCUUUCGUACCCAUAAAAAAAUGCAUUCCAUAGAAAAGUCCUAUAUAUGCACGGAGUGCGGAAAGAGCUUCUGUAGAAAUUACACGCUUACUAUUCACAAGAGGCUCCACACGGGAGAGAGACCUUAUCAAUGCACGGAAUGUGGGAAGAGAUUCAAUCAGAAGUACAACCUUACGACUCAUAAGAGGAUUCAUUCAGGGGAAAAACCCUAUAAAUGUGGCGAAUGCGGAAGCAGCUUCAGCACUUCCGGUGGCCUCACUGCCCACACGAGCAUCCACACGGGGCAGAAACCUUACAAAUGCAAAGAGUGUGACAAGAGCUUCACCCGAUGCAGCAGCCUCUCUGUCCAUAAAAGCAGCCAUACCAGAGAGAAGCUCUACAAAUGUCCGGAGUGUGGAAAACACUUCAAUAGGAGCAAGAGCCUGGACUGUCAUAUGAGAUGCCACACUGGCAAGAAGCCAUAUAAAUACACAAUGCGUGAAAGGAGCGUCAGUCAAUGCAGGAAGCUUGCUUCCCAUCAAAGUACCCAUUCAAAGGAGAAACUCUUUAUCAGCGUAUGAUGUGUGGGAAAAGGUUCGGGCAGGACAGCCACCUUAUUUCCCCAUAAAAUAAUUCAUUCUGAAGGAAUAGUGUAAGACAGUGGUUCUCAACCUGUGGGUUGGGACCCUGUUGGGGGUCGAAUGACGAUUUGCCAGAGGUCGCCUAAGACCAUCGGAAAUAUGGGAAGUAUACUUGCGAGUCGAAGAAUCGCGCUCCAAUGGUUGACUCCACAAGCCAGCUGCAGGUUCUUCAAAUCGCUAGCCGAAUUCGGCUUCAGGCGUGAUCAAUUAAAAAAGAGAGAAAUCUUUGUUCUGAUGUCUCCCUCUCAAGCCAGCUGCAAUCACUCCCAAUCGCUAGCCUAAUCUGGCUUCAGGCGCGAUAAACUUAAUAGGGCCGGGAUAGCUCAAGCAAUAGAGAAGCCUGUUAUCAAAAACACAGAGCCUGCAAUUACUGCAGGUUCGAGCCCGGCCCAAGGUUGACUCAGCCUUCCACCCUUUAUAAGGUAGGUAAAAUGAGGACCCAGAUUGUUGGGGGGGCAAUAAGUUGACUUUGUAAAAAAAUAUACAAAUAGAAUGAGACUAUUGCCUUAUACACUGUAAGCCGCCCUGAGUCUUCGGAGAAGGGCGGGGUAUAAAUGUAAACAAACAAACAAAAAAAAUAGGGGAGGAGUCUCCGCUUUAAUGCCUCCGUCCUCAAGGCAAUCGCAAGCAGUUCAGAUUGCUAGCCAAUACAGCUUCAGGCGCGAUAAAUUCAAAACGAAAAUAAUUUUACGGUUGGGGGUCGCCACAUCGUGGGGAACUGUAUUAAAGGGGUCGCCACAUCGUGGGGAAUUGUAUUAAAGGGGUCGCAGCACUAUAAAAGUUGAGAACCACUGGUGUAAGACAAAGUUCCCCAACCUUUCCGCCUUUGUGGACUGGGGAGGAGGAGAUCCCGCACGAACGGCAGGCAAGUGCAUGUGCAGCUCCAGUUGUGUGAGCAGCAGGCACAUGCACCCAUUACUUGGGCAAAUGGACCACACGCGCACGCACAUACUGUCAUCACAUACUGUGAU
Messenger RNA from Ahaetulla prasina, 3586 nucleotides. Its product is annotated as zinc finger protein 883-like. The coding region runs from base 384 to 2555 and encodes 723 amino acids. The transcript has 7 exons. NCBI's taxonomy places the organism in Eukaryota, Metazoa, Chordata, Lepidosauria, Squamata, Colubridae. Gene Ontology annotation, molecular function: RNA polymerase II cis-regulatory region sequence-specific DNA binding; DNA-binding transcription factor activity, RNA polymerase II-specific. The record is from RefSeq and is a predicted model, not a curated record. Gene Ontology annotation, biological process: regulation of transcription by RNA polymerase II.